AUGGCAAAGGGUUACAGCGUCUUUGUCGGCCUCGCCGUCGUCGUCGGCCUUUGCGUCGCCGCUUGGAUAUUCUCCCCGAAGGGCGAGAACCAGACUACCUGGCGCUCCUCCCUCAUCCUCGCCUUCGCCAGCUGCUACCUCAUGUGGUUCAUCACCUUCAUGGCCCAAUUACACCCCCUCAUCGAGCCGAGACGGUCCGACGUCCGCCCGGGCUUCGAGCACGAAUGA
Daldinia caldariorum is the source of this 228-nucleotide messenger RNA. RefSeq names its product ATPase, V0 complex, subunit E1/e2. Bases 1 to 228 code for a protein of 75 amino acids. The transcript has 3 exons. Gene Ontology annotation, cellular component: vacuolar proton-transporting V-type ATPase, V0 domain. NCBI's taxonomy places the organism in Eukaryota, Fungi, Ascomycota, Sordariomycetes, Xylariales, Hypoxylaceae. The record is from RefSeq and is a predicted model, not a curated record. Gene Ontology annotation, molecular function: proton-transporting ATPase activity, rotational mechanism. Gene Ontology annotation, biological process: proton transmembrane transport; vacuolar acidification.